AUGGGGGAGUAUGAAGAAGGAGGACGUAACAGUACAAGGAUGAUGGAAUUUAUUCUCAAAGGUUUCCCUGGUUCCCCAUAUUUACAGAUUCUCUUUUUUAUGCUCUUUCUUAUAAUGUACAUCCUGACCAUUUUGGGAAAUGUGGCCAUCAUCAUUCUAGUGAUAACAAACCGGCGACUGCAUACCCCCAUGUAUUUCUUCCUUUGCAAUCUCUCUUUUCUGGAGAUAUGGUACACAACAACAGCUAUCCCUAAGACACUUUCUCUCUUUCUUGGGAAGAGCAGAAGCAUCUCUUUCACCGGCUGCAUCCUUCAGAUGUACUUUGUUUUUGCUUUUGGAUGCACGGAGUACUUCUUGCUGUCUGUCAUGGCUUAUGACCGAUAUUUGGCCAUCUGUUUUCCUCUGCACUACAGCACCAUCAUGAACAUUAGCCUCUCUGCCAAGCUAGCAGUAAUCUCUUGGCUGUGUGGAUUCCUUGCUAUUACCAUACCAGCAUUUUUGAUUUCAAGAUUGUCCUUCUGUGGACCCAAUGUGAUUAAUCAUUUCGUAUGCAAUAUUGAUGCCUGGAUAGUUCUCUCUUGCACUGACACAUAUGUAAUAGAGAUGGCAGCCUUUGUCAUAUCAGUCAUUGUCAUCCUGGGAUCUUGUGCAAUAACCCUUCUCUCUUACAUAUAUAUAAUAUCCACCAUAUUGCGCAUCCCAUCCUGGAAAGGACAGCAAAAGGCUUUUUCAACGUGCUCUUCCCAUCUUGCAGUUGUAAUUAUUUGGUAUGGCUCCACCAUCUUUCUGUUUGUCAAGCCUUCUAAACGGACAUCUUUGGAAAUGACCAAGAUAGUCAGCAUCCUGAACAAUAUUGUGACACCACUGUUGAAUCCUUUCAUCUACACACUAAGAAAUAAAGAGGUGAAAGAGGCUUUGAAAAAUUCCUUGCACUGGAGAACGAAGAAAUAA
Molecule: messenger RNA, 951 nt
Organism: Eublepharis macularius
Lineage: Eukaryota; Metazoa; Chordata; Lepidosauria; Squamata; Eublepharidae
Product: olfactory receptor 6F1-like
Exons: 1
Coding region: 1-951 (316 amino acids)
Biological process (GO): G protein-coupled receptor signaling pathway
Cellular component (GO): membrane
Molecular function (GO): G protein-coupled receptor activity; olfactory receptor activity
Source: RefSeq, a predicted model, not a curated record